This is a messenger RNA of Diatraea saccharalis (sugarcane borer), 1621 nucleotides long. NCBI's taxonomy places the organism in Eukaryota, Metazoa, Arthropoda, Insecta, Lepidoptera, Crambidae. The record is from the annotation of a GenBank genome assembly.
UAGCCUCCUAGUCGAUAAGAUAACAGCAUACAGGUUCUAUGAUAUUAAUGCAGUAUCUUUUCCAUUUCAAAGAAAAAUGUACUAUUCACUAGCGAGCGCUGUGUUAUUGUUUGUAUGCAUCCUAGUUUCAUCGUGUUACGCACAAGAUGUCGAUAACACAAAAACUUGUGACAUUACCAAGCGUGACGACAUCAACCUAACAGUAAAUUGUUCAAGAAGAAAUUUCGACAGUAUUCCAAAAUGGCCAUUGGAAAUAAAUCAAAUAGACAAAGAUGGGCACGUGCUGAUAACAUUCUUCAACAACAGCAUAACAAACGUGACAGAGGUGCCGGCGAUCCCCGGCAGCCGUAUCGCCAUUAGCUUCAAGCACAACAGGAUCAUAGAGAUCGAGAACGACGCAUUCAAGAAUUUGGAGCGGCUGGUUUAUUUGGAUCUAAGCAAAAAUAAAAUAUCAGGGGAUGUAUUGAGAACAGAAAUACUUCGUGGUUCAUACAAUAAUAACAUAUACAAUAACAUCGCUUUGGAGACCCUGAAUCUUGCUCACAACGAGAUACAUUCGCUGGACAGAUAUCUUUUCCAGCAUACGCCGAAUCUGACUCGCCUAUAUUUGAACAAUAAUCCCAUUGAGAUACUCGACCACGUCACUGUCCUUGCAAUAUCGAGCGCUACAAAUUUAGAGGUUCUAGAUUUGUCGCAGACGGAGAUAGACAAUAUACCGGUGGAAACUUUCAAAAGUCUUAAGAAGUUACAGCAGCUCGACUUGUCUGGCAACAAGUUCACUAUGGUACCCGAAAGCUUGAGUCUCAUCGGCAUUAGUCUUAAGUUUCUGUCUUUCAACAAUAAUCCUAUCGCGGAAUUAAACGACGACAGCUUCAUUGGUUUGACCAACUUGAUAGAACUUGAAGUGGCUGAAAACAGCUAUCUGGACGAGGUGAAACGAAGCACAUUCUCUCCGCUCAAGAACUUGAGAGUACUUCACUUGUGCCACAAUCGAAAUCUCAGAUACAUAAGCCAUAACGCUUUCAGGGGCUUAAAAGAUAAGUGGACAUUGAAAGAAGUAUAUCUGGAUGACAAUGACUUAAGUGAAAUAUCACCGGAUCUAAUGCCAUGGGACAAGUUAGAUACUUUGGGCAUGACUGGCAAUAGCUGGUUAUGUAACUGCGAUCUUGCUGAUGUUGUCACACGUCAGGGAGCUGGGCACAAGUUUAAAACUGGUGAAAUUCCAUUCUGUGCUGCACCUCUAAGACUUAGUGGGGAAUAUAUCACAAACAUUACAUUAUCAUUUUGUCCAACAUUUGAUAAAACAUUUUCUAACAAAAAAAGAUUUAGUAUCACAAGCCUGAAGCCGAAACAAGUACUAUGGAGCAUAUUCGGUGUGGCAAUAGUAGUCUGCAUAGGAAUAGCAAUCGGUUGGAUGGUUAAGGGUAUCAAAUCAAUUUAUAAGAAAAAAAUAAGAAACCAACCUGUUCCCUACAUAAACUUAAACUCCAAUUCUUAUGCCUAAUCAAGGGAAUUAACAAUAAUUUAGUGUUCAGAAUAACACCUGUUAUUGUAAAGUAUUAUAUUCUUUAUUAAAUGUAAUGUAGUAGUGUAUAAUUCUCUAAUAAAUAACUUAAGUUUU